AUGACGCUUCAACUCUCGCAGCUCGAGCAGCGCAUCACCCAAUACAAGAUGCUCAAACGAAUUGCCAGCAGUGUACGUGCCGCCGACCUUCACAACUUAGCCCUCGCAUCAAAAAUGACAUAUACCAAUAUUCGCGAAACCAAGGAACGGUGGGCCAACUUGGUCAAUCAGGGUGCCUGUGAUGGCUUCGGAUUGAGGCGCCAACUCGACCUUGGCGUGUCUUCGUGCCCUCCAUUUUUUUUAUCGAAGUUUCAGAAUUUACUGGGGCUUGGUACGAGCGACAAGCAGCAGAAUGUGGAGGCUCCCGGGGUGAUAGCCAUGGCUGGAAAGUUUUUGAGACGCGAGCGGGGCUUUUCUCAUAUUCGCGCUCCGGAGAUCGAAGAUCUGAAUCUUGGUGCACACGAUAUCGGUGCAGGACAUGCUCCAGCUUGUUGCGUCGCGCAAGCGGUAUCUAGCAUUGACUGCGCGCGAAGCGGUGGACCUGGUGCCCAGAACGCCGGCGAGGGCUGUCCGGAGGGCGUGUUGAGGGAAGCAGUGUGCGUGUACACUCCAGAUCCGGUUCGAGGAUCGGUGGAUGUGCCUUUAGUGCGCGAUUGCCGAGAACUGCGAGGACAAGGUAUAUUGCUCUCAGAAUCCGCUGGUGAACCCGCCGAUCGAAGAAAAGCUCUUUGAUCGUCGCGAGUUUGGUCGUUUGCCAAAGGAGUGUGCUUGUGGAAAUGAAUUUCAAUUCUGUGGGCCUGAUGCUGCGGCUAUUGUUGAUGUUGUGGUAUUCUGUUCAUGGUGUGGGGGGAGCGUUCCCUCUGAAACUGGUUGGCAUGCCCACCCAACACCGUAUUCAUUCGUACGGAAUUGAGCCCUGAUUAUUCCACCAGACCGAAUGCUCUCACGGUCA
Messenger RNA from Lindgomyces ingoldianus, 892 nucleotides. RefSeq lists its product as uncharacterized. Bases 1 to 672 code for a protein of 223 amino acids. Lineage: Eukaryota; Fungi; Ascomycota; Dothideomycetes; Pleosporales; Lindgomycetaceae. The record is from RefSeq and is a predicted model, not a curated record. The transcript has 2 exons.